CCACUGGCUAGAUUAUCCCUACCAGGUUGAGUCGUGGUGGAUUGGGGAUAUAUAUAUAGCAGGAGGUCCACAUCUAUGGUUCGCUGUUAAUUCGUCGUGAAUGUGAAUCAUUGAGUUAAGCAUUUUUAGCGGCAUCAAAAGGAGAAAAGACGCUAUUAGUUUUGUGUGAAAUGUCUGUCUGUCCGUCCGUCUGUCCGUCGUCCCAUUUAUAUCUCGUAAACUAGAAAAGAUAGUGAAAAUCCGACAUCAUAAUAUGUUAGUCCUCACAAUUUGCCAAACCCAGGACCACUCGAUGCAGAAUAGUUACCAAGUGUUGAAAAAGGAACUGCACGGGCACAACGCGGCAACAUUCCGAAAGAUGUACUACGAGAAUGCACCAUCUAGUCAGGUACAUCUGCAGACAACCGUCAACUCAGAAUACGACUUCUUUAAUAAAAGGCUCGUUUUCGAGAAUGUGGAGAGCACAUAUGAAAGUCCGAAGAACUUCAUCGUGAUAGGCAACUUUAUCAACAAAUGUGAACCUCGGCUACAGUCCUUUAUAAAGGAAAAUAACCCAAAGGCAAUGUGGUGGGACGCCAGGGAAGACAUCCAAUCAGCAAAAAAUUCAAUUUUUCAAGGCGCAACGCCAACUGGUGUGCUCCAUGGCGUGGAGCGAAAUAUCGUGUACAAGGUCAGGGUUCAAGGCUACGGCAUUGGAGGCCAUGGAAGAAAGAGUCCACCAGCUUACUUUACACUAGGUAAAGGCAACACUAUAUACUUGAGACAAGCAAAAUCUACAAAAUCCUUGAAAAACAAACAAAGCUUUUCUAAUGGGAAAGAACUCCGACCUUUAACUAUAUUUUCAAUAAGGUACACGUUUUUUUUUUCUCUUGACGAUAUCAAAUAACAAAAUUACCAAUAAUUAAUGAAUAAUUGAGUAUUUUUGUUUAUUGAUUCAUGUUUAGUUAGUUGCAAUAAAUAAUUGUUUAAAGUAUCUACUUCAUUUGAGAAUGCGGGGAGGAAGAAAAAGCUUUAAAAAUUGUUUAAGAAGAUUAAAUUGAUUAAACCAAACAAAUACUGAUAGAUUAGUUUCUAUGGUUGCUCUUGCACAAAUUAAUGAAUACCAGUAAUUAAUUAAAUCAUUGGUUACAUUCUAUUUCAAUUGAUUCUUGUCUUGUCUAUGUCAGUGAAUAAUUGUGCAAAGUUUCAACUAGACACAAGAAUAGGUGCGGGAGAAAUAACGUGUACACACUAUUUUACAAGACAGUGAUUUAACAUUUGUUUCGUAAACAAAAAAAAAUGCUUCAAUGGGCCUCAUUCACCAAUCGUCAACAAACAAAAUUUAGUCACAUGGUAAUUUUGAUAAAACAACAAAAAAAAACUGUCACGUGAUAGCCAUUGUGUAUUUAAAUCAGAUCGUAAUCUGUAUAGAAGAGAUAGAAAACCUAGUGGGCUAAAUUUUGUUUGUUUACGAUUGGUGAAUGAUGUCCAAUGUGGCUAGAGUGGAAAAUAAUUGCUGAAACUAUUUUAUUUUUUUAAAUCCAUCUGGUUACCUCCCUUACAAAUUCUCUUUUUGAAUGAAAGCACUUGACUUUAAAAUUUCUUGGCAUUAUUUCUACAGUACCAAUUUCUAGGUCUUCAGUUUAGAGAGCAAUCUUUUGUUUCAAUAGCUUUAGAAAUGUGAUGAUCUAAUUAUGUUAACGUCGCGUGUAAGUCUAUUACUAUGGUUUUUCAAAAGGAUCUAUUUUAUUCAAUCCAGAGAAGAAAGAUAUCAUGAACUUUUCUCUGCCGUUGAAAUCAACUUCUUUUUGUUACUGUUGACAUCUGUCAUUUGUGCCAUGAGAUUCAUAUGUCAUUUUUUUAUUGUUUAUGUUUUGUCAUGAGCAAUAUUUUAAUUGACUUUUAAAAAGUCAACCGUUUUUAUACUUUGGCCGCCAUGUUUGUUUUAUAUGAAUAUGAAUUCCAUGAGAUGAUUUAGGCAGAAAUAUAUGUUUUUUAAAAUAAAAAAUUGUCAUACAUUCUCGAGUUUUGUACAUAACAUAUGUGAAUGUAUAUAUUUUCAAAUUAAUUUUAAGUACCUAUCAUGACUCAAAAUGUAAAGUGUUUUUGGCUUACUGAAACCCAUAAGAUUCCAUUAAAAAAAGGUAACCAUUUCAAACCUCUCGGUCUAUGUGGGCUGAUGAUGAAAAACGAAUCUAUUUCUUAGACCAAGAGUUAUCUAAAAGUCAUGUGCCCAGAUCAGCUAUCUA
Biomphalaria glabrata is the source of this 2228-nucleotide messenger RNA. RefSeq lists its product as uncharacterized. NCBI's taxonomy places the organism in Eukaryota, Metazoa, Mollusca, Gastropoda, Planorbidae. The record is from RefSeq and is a predicted model, not a curated record. The transcript has 2 exons. The coding region runs from base 254 to 886 and encodes 210 amino acids.